Zingiber officinale is the source of this 1669-nucleotide messenger RNA. Its product is annotated as armadillo repeat-containing protein LFR-like. Gene Ontology annotation, molecular function: nucleosome binding. The transcript has 8 exons. Bases 64 to 1452 code for a protein of 462 amino acids. NCBI's taxonomy places the organism in Eukaryota, Viridiplantae, Streptophyta, Magnoliopsida, Zingiberales, Zingiberaceae. Gene Ontology annotation, cellular component: nucleoplasm; SWI/SNF complex; brahma complex. The record is from RefSeq and is a predicted model, not a curated record. Gene Ontology annotation, biological process: positive regulation of DNA-templated transcription; chromatin remodeling; regulation of transcription by RNA polymerase II.
GGUUAAUCGGGUACGGCCUCGUUUACUCCACGCGCGUCUCUUGGAGGAAAGCAAAAACUAGGGAUGCAGAAGAGGGAAGCCGGCAAGUUCGGCGGCUCGUCCACAACGCCGGCCAAGCGCGGCCGCCCGUUCGGAAGCACAGCCGCAGCAGCGGCCGCUGCAGCUGCCGCAGCCGCUAACUCCGCUACGUCCGAUAUCGCAGGCGACGCUUCCUCCCCCGGGUCUCUCCUUGGCCCUACCCUCCAGAUUUCCACAUCCUUCGCCGAACAAAACAAUAAGAGAAUUGUCUUAGCACUGCAAAGUGGAUUAAAGAGUGAGCUGAGAUGGGCUUUGAAUACUCUUACACUACUUUCUUUUAAAGAAAAAGAUGAUUUCCGCAGAGAUUCAACUCCACUUGCUAAGAUACCUGGCCUAUUGGAUGCGCUCCUUCAAGUUGUUGAUGACUGGCGUGACAUUGCUCUUCCACGAGACUAUACAAAGCCCGCAAGGGUAAGGUCAUUGGGUUCCAAUACAGCAGUUACAGGUUUUGGGUAUGAGUUUGAAGGAACAAACUCUCUUGGUACCAUAUCCUACCCUGGUCAUAAAGGUUUAUCUAACAUGGAGGCUUCUAGUUUGAAGAAGCAACGGACAGCUGACUGGUGGUUGAAUGAUGAUGGUUUGUUUAACAUUGAUGAAGAAGGCCGUGCAGAAAAGCAACUGUGUGCUGUUGCUGCUUCGAAUGUCAUUAGGAACUUCUCUUUCAUGCCUGAUAAUGAACAAGUCAUGGCACAGCAUAGACACUGCAUAGAAACUAUGUUCCAGUGUAUAGAGGAUCAGAACACAGAAGAUGAGGAGCUGGUAACAAAUGCAUUAGAGACAAUUGUCAAUUUAGCACCACUUUUGGACCUUCGUAUUUUUAGCUCGUCUAAGCCUUCUUUCUGUGGAAUGACAGAGAAACGUGCAGUUCAAGCCAUCAUGGGCAUGCUUGGAUCUUCAGUUAAGGCUUGGCAUUGUGCAGCUGCUGAAUUGCUAGGAAGGCUUAUUAUAAAUCCUGAUAAUGAGCCAUUUCUUCUUCCAUCAUCUUCAGAGAUAUACAAAAGACUAGUUGAUCUUCUUAGCUUACCAGCUGUGGAUGCACAAGCAGCGGCAGUUGGGGCACUCUAUAAUCUAGCAGAAGUCAAUACAGAUUCCCGGAUGAAGCUUGCAAGUGAAAGAUGGGCGGUUGAUAGACUCUUCAAAGUAGUCAAGACUCCACAUCCAGUACCAGAUGUUUGCAGAAAAGCUGCAAUGAUACUGGAAAGCUUGGUGUGUGAACCUCAGAACCGGCACCUGCUUUUGGCACAUGAAAGUAGUUUUGCAGAGAUCCUAAUGUCAGAUGGUAGAUAUUCUGAUACCUUUGCACGGAUACUGUUUGAGUUGACGUCGAGACCAAAUAACAAAUCUUCUGCUACUCGUGCUGUCUGGGGUGCAUGAUCUUGCAAUGGUGACACCAGCUUAUAAUUUGUUUCUGCAGCGUCCAUGUGACUUGUGCUUUUCCUUAGUGACAAUUUCAUAAUUUGAGUCUGUAGCAUUCCAUGUGACUCUUUUACAGUGUUGCUCACUCUAUUUUCAUGAACAAAUGUGUAUGUAACAUUUACCAAGUGACUUGUGACUAGAAAUAUGGCCAUUUGGAUCGAUGUUGAUUUUCUUA